GUUUUAUCUUGUUUUUAAUAACAUAAACUAUAUAGUAAAAUUAACGAAAGCUGUGUUAAACAGUCACAAUUACAUUACAGUGUAUUUCAAAUUCAUUGAUUGUUGUGCUUGCUAUCCGCGCGAAGUGAUUCUUGUGUUAAGAGUUUGUGCUAACUGUGGUCAAGAAUUUGUGUUAAAAAUAUUAAUAAGUUGUUAAGGUUUAAAUUAAAAGCUAUUUAAUUGGUACUUUAAGAAAUAUUACAAGUUUCACAAAACGUAUACGAUUGACAGGAACAUAAUUGGUUGUAUGAUUUUGUUUACUCACAAGGGUUGUUUAUAACCUCACUUAAAUUAAUAUUUACUUAUAGUACGCAUGAUUAGAUACAUAUGUACAAAUUUGUCACGAAAAGUGUGUAGAAUAAAUAUUAAACUUAUAUCUCGUAAUUUGAAAAAAAUGGCGGGUUCUAUUUCGCAAGUGGAGUGUGAUACUAAAAUGGCGGGUGAUGAAGUGCCUUCGAAAAAACUAAAAUUAACUGACAUUGGUCCCUUGAAACGCACUGUCGCGACAAUGUGUGGUGCGUGGAGGCCGGAAGAAGAGGAUGGUGGACUUAUUUUGGUGUUUAGAGACCGGAAACCAUGUUUAAGUCCAGAUCCUGAGAGAGAAUGUGACUAUCCAGAGAAUAUUGAAGACUUUUGGCUGGCGACUUUCCAAAGCGACGAUGAUGAUCAGGGUGAAAAAGACAACGGAAAGAACUGCAUUCUGUCCUGCGAAAAAAGAAAAGCCGACGAUGCGGAUAUAAAUAAGGACUUGAAAAAGGCAAAGCUUGAAACCAAAGCAUUGAAGGCGAAAAGGCCGGGCUUCACAGAUGACCGCUACAACGAGACAUCGUACUAUAUUGAGAAUGGUCUUAGAAAAGUCUAUCCUUACUACUUUACGUUCACCACCUUCACGAAAGGCAGGUGGGUUGGGGAGAAGAUCUUGGACGUGUUUGCGCGGGAGUUUCGAGCUCAUCCCGCUGCGGAGUACGAAAGAUGUAUCAGGGCUGGCACACUCACUGUCAACUACGAGAGAGUCGACCCUGACUAUAGACUCAAACAUAACGACUUACUUGCCAACGUUGUGCACAGGCAUGAGACUCCAGUGCUCGCUAGUCCCUUGCGCAUCAUACACGUGGAUGAGGAGCUACUCGUGCUAGACAAGCCUUGCUCUCUGCCGGUUCACCCGUGUGGAAGAUACCGACACAACACCGUCGUUUUUAUUCUUGCCAAGGAAUAUAAUUUGAAGAAUUUGAGAACAAUUCAUCGGUUGGACAGGCUAACUUCAGGGUUAUUGCUAUUCGGAAGAAGUCCGAAGAAAGCGAGACAGAUGGAACAUCAGAUAAGAAACCGACAAGUGCUGAAGGAAUAUGUCUGCAGAGUAGACGGACAUUUCCCUGACGAGGAAAUAGAAUGUCAGGAACCAAUUGAAGUGGUGAGCUACAAAAUUGGAGUGUGCAAAGUUUCUCCCAAGGGAAAGGAUUGCUCCACAGUUUUCAAACGAUUGGGAUUCAACGCCAAUAACAAUACUAGUGUAGUACUGUGUAAACCAAAAACUGGACGAAUGCAUCAAAUUCGAGUACAUCUCCAAUAUUUAGGCUAUCCAGUUGUCAACGAUCCAUUAUACAACCAUCCAGUAUUUGGACCACUCCGUGGUAAAGGAGGCGAUACUGGUGGCAAAACUGACGAACAGUUAGUCAGAGACCUCAUUGCCAUACACAACGCUGAAAACUGGCUUGGAGUCGACGCCGGCGAUGAUGAUUUAUUAUUUUCGAAGCCAGUAUCUGAUGAUAAAGUGGGCGAAGACGAUUGCGACACGGGACCAACUUCAAGAGAAUCAUCUCCAAGACUUGAAUCUCCUGCACCUGGUCUAACACCAUCUUCUGUUAUGACUCCAACGCUUCCAAGUCCAUCUAGUGGUGCGGAAGCUCCAGUGGACGUGGCUGCGAACUCUCUGUGCACCCUAGCGCCAUCACCGGCCACAUCACCCGCUUUCAAUGACGACUCCAAUGAUGCUAAGUCCGAUAAAGUGACAGUGGCAACUCAGACGGGUUGUGGGGCGGGCACUAGGGCUCCCAGUGCAGCGGCAGUGGCCAGCCUGGGCACUGGCGCAGUGGGCACGGGAGCUGCAGACUCGCUGACAGCUGAUCCACACUGCUACGAGUGUCGAGUGCGUUACCGCGACCCGCGUCCCCGCGACCUUGUCAUGUACCUACACGCCUGGAAGUACAAGGGACCCGGCUGGGAGUACGAAACUGAACUUCCUCAAUGGGCGAACGUUGAUUGGGAAGAGCAAGAGAACUCAUAGUCACAUUGUAAACACCAAAGGCGCAUUCAACAAAGACGCAUGUAAAUCAAAUAAAUCGGAACGAUUUGUUGAGGGUUGAAUUGAUGUAUUGUAAAUGUUAUUUAAUAGCGGUGAAUAUGGGAAACCAGUUUUUUAGUUUAAGAUUUCAAACAAUGUUACUUUUUAAAUGUCACUAACAAUAGAAAUGAGUAACGAUAUUACGAAUGAUGCAAUUGGACUAAAUGAAAAUGAAAUAAUAAAAGAAAGACGAUAUCAAAGAUUAAAAGAGACAAUUUUAUUCUAUUAGAACAACAAAAACCCAUUCUAAUGAGAUACUGAUUGUAACAGUAUCAGUGCUGAUAAGAUUUUGUAAUUAAUGUAAGUCGUAUAUUAAGAGUAUAGGUUACAUUACUUUGAUGUUGCACUUCGAACUUGUUUUAGUAUUUCUGGAUAUCCAUCGGAUUAGUAGCGCUGCUCGAUUGCUCUAUAAUUUAUAGUGUUUACGUUGUCAACAUUCAGUUCCUAUCGGCCUAGAAUUUUUUGUCAAGCUUCUAGAGUAGUGUUAAGGAUAUCUUUAUAAUAAUUGUAAAACUAAUAUCGGUCGUUUAAAAUAGGUAUAUCGCUUAAACGAGGCAGGGUCUGAACAACAAUCAUAAAUAUUCAUUUGAAUCAUAUUUAAUAUUUUCUCAGUGUACGAGAUAGCUAAUCAACCAAAGCACUGAUCUUUAACAAAGUAUUUUUUUUUAAUUUGACAUUACUAAUUAUACCUGUCGUUAAAUCUAAAUUCAUUUUUAAUUUAAAACUUUUUACUGUUGGAAUUAAAAAAAUAAUUGGACCAGAAAUAGGUAAUACAAAAAAAAACAAAGCUAUCUCUGUAUCAAAUGCGUGUACAUUUGAGGCAUAGGAAUUUAAAUGAUAAAUUUCUUAAAUAGUAUUCGACGUUGUUGCUACGUUAUAUUUGGCUUCCAUAGGUCUCGGUAGGAUGUUAAAAGUUUUUUAUAGGCUCUCGAAACUUUUGUACCUACUAGAUAGAGUAUUUUGCUACGACAAAAUUUGCUUUUUUUUGUCUCCUUUAAUUUCCCGCUUCGUCUGAAACAUUCUGGCAAUUCUGAUUUGCAUUUAUCGUUUCAAUUUUGUUUUUUAUUUCAUUUUAAAUCUGUGUUUUCUACCGUAGGUUUCUACUGCCAGAGUACUGAAACUAAAGCAUGUUGUUAAUCUAUUCUUUCAAUAUUCUAUAUGUUUUUAUUUAAGUACUGUUUCAGUGGAAACGCACGGUUAUCGGUGAACUAUGUAACGUUGAAAUAUGGGUGGUCACGUAACACAAUAAAUAACCAAAGUAAUAAUGGAGUCGUUUUCUCCAAAGGCAACUUUUAACAAACUAAGGUGACGGUUUUGAAUCGAUCAAAGCAGCACACUUAAAGACAUGGUAAGGGAUUUUGUUUGUUUUUUUUUUUCAUAUUUCAUAAGUUUUGCGUGUUUUUUUUAGUUGUUAAGAAUUUCCGAACUGUUUAAUUUGGAUUGUUUUUUUUUAAUAUUUUAACUUUGCCAUUUGUAUGUUGAAGCCCCAAAUCAUUAACAUCUAGUGUAUGUAGUAGCAAGUAUUAUAAAAAAAAGACAAUUCUUGUGACACUAAAAUAUUUUCACGAGCUUUUAUAAAAUUAGUUUUAUAUAAAUAUAUAUUUUUCUUACUUAUAGUGUUAGAUAUAGAUUGUGGAUCCGUUGUUCUGUCGUUUUCAGUUUUUGCAAUAGCAAACGUGGUUUGGAGUAAGCAAAAUUAAA
Molecule: messenger RNA, 4081 nt
Organism: Papilio xuthus (Asian swallowtail)
Lineage: Eukaryota; Metazoa; Arthropoda; Insecta; Lepidoptera; Papilionidae
Product: RNA pseudouridylate synthase domain-containing protein 2
Exons: 13
Coding region: 353-2323 (656 amino acids)
Biological process (GO): enzyme-directed rRNA pseudouridine synthesis
Molecular function (GO): RNA binding; pseudouridine synthase activity
Source: RefSeq, a predicted model, not a curated record